This is a messenger RNA of Sparassis crispa, 357 nucleotides long. RefSeq names its product Tautomerase/MIF. Gene Ontology annotation, molecular function: phenylpyruvate tautomerase activity. The record is from RefSeq and is a predicted model, not a curated record. Bases 1 to 357 code for a protein of 118 amino acids. Lineage: Eukaryota; Fungi; Basidiomycota; Agaricomycetes; Polyporales; Sparassidaceae. The transcript is spliced from 5 exons.
AUGCCGUCUCUCGAACUGAAGACCAACGUCCACCUUGCUGAUCCCAAGCCGUUCUUGCUCGAGUUCUCCGAAUUCGCGGCGAAGACGCUGAACAAGCCGCUGGUAUACAUCUCGACCAGCUACACGUACAAUGAGAACCUAACCUUCAAUGGGACGUUCGAUCCUGCGUUGUUGCUCACUAUCACGAGCCUUGGGAAUAUCAGCCCGGAGCUGAAUGAAGGCUACAGCAAGGCCUUCUUCGAUUUUUUCAAGAAGAAGUUAGGUGUCCCGGACAACCGCGGUUACAUCACCUUCUACGAUCCCGGACUGGCGUACUUGGGACACAAGGCCACUACGUUCAGUGCCCUUUUCCGUUAG